UGGUUAUUAAUUCUCCCUUUUUAUUUUGCAUUUUGGUUGUCCUCUUUUACAUACCUUACAUACUAGGACAUAUUUAUUGAGAAUAUGCUUUGUAUAAAACUCUCUUCUGUGUAAUUGAAAUUUAAGUUUAGAAUGAUAGUAUCCACACUGGCAUAUGAGUAACCUUAAUUAUCACAAAUUUCAAUGUCAGUUGGAGUAGCCAUAUUUGAUAUUUCUAUAAUUCAUAUUUUUCCUCUCUUUAGGAAGAAAUGGAUUGACCACAAAUGAUUUUAACCAAACUGAAGUUGCUGAAUUUUUCCUCAUGGGAUUUUCGAAUUCCUGGGAUAUUCAGAUUGUACAUGCUGCUGUAUUCUUCUUAGUUUACCUGGCAGCUCUCAUAGGAAAUCUCCUAAUCAUCAUGCUUACCACUCUGGAUGUUCACCUCCAAACCCCAAUGUAUUUCUUUUUGAGAAACUUGUCUUUCUUAGAUUUUUGUUACAUCUCUGUCACAAUUCCAAAAUCUAUUGUCAGUUCCUUGACUCAUGAUACUUCCAUUUCUUUCUUUGGGUGUGCUUUGCAAGCCUUCUUUUUCAUGGACUUGGCGACUACUGAGGUAGCCAUCCUUACAGUGAUGUCCUAUGACCGCUAUGUGGCCAUCUGCUGGCCCUUACGUUAUGAGGUCAUCAUAAACCAAGGUGUCUGUAUAAGGAUGAUGGCAAUGUCGUGGCUCAGUGGGAUGAUCUGUGGAUUCAUGCUUAUGACAGCAACAUUCUCAUUACCAUUCUGUGGGCACAAUAGAAUACGUCAAUUUUUCUGUAACAUUCCACAGCUCCUAAGCCUCUUAGAUCCCAAAAUAAUUACCAUUGAGAUUGGAGUAAUGGUUUUUGUUACAAGUCUUGUGAUAAUCUCCUUUGUUGUAAUUACUCUCUCCUAUAUGUACAUUUUUUCAGUCAUCAUGAGGAUUCCUUCUAGGGAGGGUAGAUCAAAAACAUUUUCUACCUGCAUUCCACAUCUUGUGGUUGUAACACUCUUUAUGAUAUCUGGCAGCAUUGCCUAUGUGAAGCCAAUUUCAAAUUCUCCCUCGGUUCUGGAUGUUUUCCUGUCUGUGUUCUACACAGUUGUGCCCCCAAUCCUGAACCCCAUCAUCUAUAGUCUGAAGAACAGAGACAUGAAGGCAGCCCUGAGAAGGCAGUGUGGUAUCCUAGGUGAAGAAUUAGAUUAGGGAUCAGAACUCCUGAACUCUUGUUCUCAUCAGACAAUUUGUAAGCUUUCUGGGCCUAUAUUUUCAGUUGAUUGCUGGGCUCUUUUUUGAUUUUUAAAUUAAAUUCAGCUAUAGUUUACAAUACUCUCCAAUUUGGGUGAAUUCAACCCUUGUGCUAAGACUGCACAUACAGCAGUACCCUGCCCUGACACUACUGCUUGCAGGGCAAAGAAGGUAUCCAGACCUGUGCUCACAAGCACCCCACCCUGUAGCCAACACCAUCUUCAACACAACCACACACAGUCACCAGAGGGGCAGCCUGCACUCCCUGCAGGUGCAUUUUCAACACCCACAGGGAGGCAAGCACCCCAAGACCUGCUAGCAUUCUGCCACACGUGCCCCUACAAGCAUGGAUCCUGCUGUCAUCACAAUACAAAAUGCUUUGGCUGACACAAGCCAUCAAACUGUACAGAGCACAUUAGCCCACUCAGUGUAGUGGAUUUCUAACCUUUACAUAAUGGUAAAGGGUUCAAUUCAAGAAGAACUAACUAUACUAAAUAUAUAUGCACCCAACACAGAGGCACACAGAUUCAUAGAGCAACUUCUUAGAGACCUUGAAAAAGACUCGGACUCCCACACAAUAAUAGUGGAAGACUUUUACACCCCACUGUUAAUAUUAGACAGAUCAUUGAGACAGUAAAUUAACAAAGAUAUUCAGGAGCUGAACUCAACGUUGUAUCAAAUGGACUUGAUAGAUAUCUACAGAACUCUACCCCCAAACAACUAAAUAUACACUUUUUUAUCACCACAUAGCACAUAAUGUGAAAUCAAUCACAUGAUCCAAAGUAAAACACUCCUCAGCAAAUUCAAUCAAAUUUGCAAUCAAAUUAGAAAUGAUGGCAAAGAAAUUCGCUCAAAACCAUAAAAUUACAUAGAAAUUGAGUAACCUCCUUCUGGUUAACUUUUGGGUAAAUAAUAAAAUUAAGACAGAAAUAAAAAAAAUUCCUUGAAACUACUGAGAACAAAGACACAACAGACCAGAAUUUCUGAGACACAGAUAAGGUAGUGUUAAGAGGAAAAUUUAUAGCACUAAAUGUUCACAUCAAAAGGUUAGAAAGAUCUGAAGUUAACAA
Molecule: messenger RNA, 2313 nt
Organism: Sapajus apella (tufted capuchin)
Lineage: Eukaryota; Metazoa; Chordata; Mammalia; Primates; Cebidae
Product: putative olfactory receptor 14L1
Exons: 1
Coding region: 302-1201 (299 amino acids)
Biological process (GO): G protein-coupled receptor signaling pathway
Cellular component (GO): membrane
Molecular function (GO): olfactory receptor activity; G protein-coupled receptor activity
Source: RefSeq, a predicted model, not a curated record